Messenger RNA from Drosophila rhopaloa, 1932 nucleotides. RefSeq lists its product as uncharacterized. Bases 365 to 1906 code for a protein of 513 amino acids. The transcript is spliced from 5 exons. The record is from RefSeq and is a predicted model, not a curated record. NCBI's taxonomy places the organism in Eukaryota, Metazoa, Arthropoda, Insecta, Diptera, Drosophilidae.
AAACAUUUUUAUAUACUCGUAUAUUAUCAAGCCGGUAGGCGGCAGCGCAGUCAGCGCCGACUGCGACGUCAGCGUCGCUGCCUAUCUCACCUUACAUAGCCGCAAAUUCAAAUUUGAACUUCAGUCAAGUGUCAAAGCUCAAAGGAUUAGCAUGUCCUUGCAGCUGCAGCAUGUGUGAACCAGUGAAGCUCGCUCAGAAAUACCAUUCCUAGAGCCCAAUUACCUACUAAGUUGCCAAAAACUAAAGGAAAACCGCCAGAAACCCAAGAGGAUCACCUGAAAAAGUGUAAUUUUACUUCCGCAUUUUGGAAAAGUAUUAAGAGUGCCAAUUAGCUAGAGAGGUUUUUCAACGGGGCAAAGGAAUAUGGCGCCACAACAACAGAACUCCACAUUCAUCGAUGAUAAUCUGGACAGCUGUCCAUCGCUGUUGAAUCUACCCGAAAGCCCCAUUCUUCCGCCGCGCCGAUGUCAAAAUCAAGACACCAACAAUAAUAAUAAUAAUAAGCAGGCUGCAUUCGAGGAGCGAUUGGUGGACGAGUCGGUGGGGGAACCACCAUUAGCACCACCUAUAGCACCGCCCGAAGCACCACCACCACCAGCCCGGCAAGCAUGCAAAAAUAAACACGGCAGGGAAAACGGAAACGUUGGCCAGGCCGGUCGUCGCCACCGUUCCAUUUCCCUCUACGGCGUUAAUAGCACUGUGGAACAGGGCCACAAGGAAAUCCCCAUCUGGAUGGACGAUGGCGAGGCGCGUUACGUAUCGGGAGUGACGAACAAAACCACUUGCGAUGACAUAAUCAAGGCCCUGAUUGAUGACGAACUGAGCAACGGCGAUGGGUAUUACCAUUACUGCGGCAAUAAUCCGAAAGAUGGCGGCCAGAGAAAUACGGCGGCAGCAUCGCGUGACUACGGCGAUUACAUUAUAACGGAAAGUUGGGGCGGCAUAGAGCGGAGCUACGAUGGCAACAUGGCCAUUUUGCCCGUUUGGCGCGCUUGGAGUCGUGUACACAAUGAGCUCCGCAUAUCAUUGAAGCAUCGAGAUAACUUCAGAGAUCCACAGACCAUGCAAUUAAUACCCCAUUCGCAACCACCCACGAGUUUUUCUAUGAUCAAGUGGCUAAAGAAACUUCUGCAUCUUAAAAAGGAGAAGAAAAUAAUGCCAAAACCUAACAAGACACCUCCUAAAUUGCCCAAUAAACGGAGGGAGAGGAGUUUGCUUGGCCAACAGCAAGCGGUGCCCGACGACCUAGUACUGGUUUUAAUGCCAGACCAACUAUAUAAGGGUACGGAAAAUGCAGCCAAAGCCAAGCUGUAUAAACUGGCCGAGAAUCGGGUUUCCAAGCAGCGUCGUCGAAGGCGAAGUCGUCACGAGGUAACCAAAACUUCGAUAGAAACAUUCAGAACUGCGAUUCCCAGCGAAUGCAACAACAAUAAUUAUAAUAAUUGCAUAAAAAGGCGAAAGGAUAAACCGUUGCGUAAUAGUGUUCGCAAUAAACUGGCAUCCCUUCAUGCCGAUAUGAAUGUUCUCUAUGAAAAGGAAUACGCACUAACACGCGAGUUAUCGGAAAAGUGCCGAUUACAUCGAUUGCAAAACGAACGGUACAAGGGACCGGAAAUGGAGGUAUCAGUUGGGCAAUUGCAACAAAAUAUCGAGGCUUAUGCUGAGGAUAUUAUCAAAACCGAGCACGAGCUACUCGAAUUGAAAAACGAUAUAAGACACGAUAUAUCACUGAUCAAUAAUUUAAAACGUCUGACCUUGGAAGAAACGAAGGGAGGCACUCCUUUAAAACCACAACCCUCAAAUGAAAUGGAAAAUACCCCUCAAGUUGCUAAAAAUAUGCUGGAAAUGCAGUUUGUUGAUAAUAUUUACGAGUUUUGCGAUAAUAAUGCCAGUAUGCUGGUAUAAUUCCAAAUAGUUGUAAUUUGUUAAGU